This is a messenger RNA of Schistosoma spindalis, 8145 nucleotides long. The record is from the annotation of a GenBank genome assembly. NCBI's taxonomy places the organism in Eukaryota, Metazoa, Platyhelminthes, Trematoda, Strigeidida, Schistosomatidae.
AUGUUAAACCCUGAGAUGUUUCUUGACUCGGAUACAGAAAAUGAUCUUAUGCAAGACACAGUUGUUGCCUUCACUUCACGACAUUUGACAGAAGCAAUUGAGGGGCAAGUAUUGUACCAGGAAAAAUAUCACAAGGAAAAGAUUAAAACUUUAACAGUUGCCCUGGUUAUUUGCCUAAAUAUUGAUAUUGAUCCUCCGGAUGUACAGAAAAUUCCACCUUUCUCAAGAGUGGAAGCAUGGGUCGACCCAACCGAUGCUAACAGUUUACACGCUUUAGGCAAUAUCGGAAAAAAUCUUCAGGCCCAAUACGAACGAUGGCAACCUCGUGCCAGAUAUAAACAGUGUCUUGAUCCAACUUUAGAUGAUGUGAAAAAAUUGUGUCUUAGUUUAAGACGUAACGCUAAAGAUGAUAGAAUUUUAUUUCAUUAUAAUGGACAUGGUGUCCCUAGACCCACUGAGAAUGGAGAAAUAUGGGUUUUUAACACGAAAUUUACUAAAUAUAUACCAUUAUCAUUAUAUGAUCUACAAAGAUGGUUAGGUGCUCCAACUGUUUAUGUAUUAGAUUGUCAAAAUGCUGGAAGAAUAAUACAUAUGUAUGAAGUUUUCUGUGAACGUCGAAAAGCUGAAGUGGCUGUAGUUGAACAAAGACAAAUGGAAUGUGAUGGUAAAACUGAUCAAUCAGAAACAUUACAAUGCAAUCAUCAAACAUAUUCUGGAUCAAAUUUUCCAAAUAUUCUUAAUCAAGCUACAUUACCAUCGUCCUCCACUGUUCAUGUUGUCAGUAUGGAAAAUACAUUUAUGUUGGCUGCAUGUAGUAAAGAUGAAGAUUUACCACAGAAUCCAAAUCUUCCAGCAGAUUUAUUUACUGCUUGUUUAACUACACCAAUUCGUAUGGCACUUCGUUGGCACUGGUUACGUCAUCAAGAAUAUUUUCCCGGUUAUUUAGACGAAGCCUUAUUAGAUCGUAUACCUGGUUCUCAUUCAAAUCGUAUGUCAUUACUUGGUGAAAUUAAUUGGAUAUUCACUGCAGUAACUGAUACAAUAGCAUGGUGUAGUUUUCCAUUGGAUAUAUUUCAAAAAUUAUUUCGUCAAGAUUUAUUAAUUGCUAGUUUAUUUAGAAAUUUUUUAUUGGCUGAACGUAUUAUGAAAUAUUAUGGAUGUCAUCCAGUAUCAGCUCCUUUGUUAUUACCAACUUAUCAGCAUAGUAUGUGGGAUGCAUGGGAUCAUACUGUAGAUCGUGUGAUACAUUAUCUACCAAAAAUGUUAAAAAUCAUUGAAGGUGGUAGCCUAUACGCCGAGAAAUUGUUGCCAAUAAUAAUUCCCAACUCAAAUACGAUUGUCAGUAAUAAUAAUAGUGGACUAUUAAUGAAAACAGUCAACAAUAAUUAUCCAAAUUCAAACAAGAUUACUACCACUGCUACUAAUAAUAACAAUGGUUAUAAUAAUAAUAAUAAUAAUAAUAAUAAUAAUAAUAAUAAUAAUGGUAAUAAUAAUCGUAUACCAGGACCACCUUGUCCAACUGGUAAUAUUCCAUUGGAUAUGUGCACAAAUCGUGCUCGUCAUUUUUCUACACAACAACAAACUCACCCAUUACAACAACAGUAUCAACGACAGGAAAUUCCUCAAGGAAUCCACUCAGGGUUAUUACCAUUGAAACCAGUCAAAUCAACUGUUCCUUCAGUUUGCGUAUAUCCACCAAAUAAGUUACAUAGUGAUAAUAAUAACGAUGGCAAUAAUAUCGCUAUUUCACAGCAACCAUUGACGAAUCCAACUAAAUCUGACUUGAUUACGAGUUGUAAUUUUGCGUUAACCAUGACAUCAAGUACGGUGUCUAAUGUGGCUGUGUCGUCGACUUUCGUGUCUACAACAACAACAACGACGGUUGUUGCAAAAUCAAGAGCAGUUGAUAAAGCUGAUCCCCUGAGAAAUCCUUCAACCAACCAAUUGAUUGAUACUCAUGAUAAGAAAUCUCAACUGGAUCAUGAUUGUCUUCAGUGUGACAAUAAUAAUCAUUCUACAGCCAAUGUACUACAGUAUGGAUUGCCUCCUGACUGUCUUCAAACUCAGCAUUAUCCAGUUACUGUUACUACUAUUACUACGAAUACUGUGACUACUGCUACUCUUAAUACAUCUAGUCGAACUUCUGAGUUAGUAUCAAAAUCGAAGGUAUUCAACCUAUUGAGCUCGGAUUUAGUUGCCCCACCUCCAGGAUUUAAUAAUAAUAAUACUGAUAAGCUUCAAUCGCAACCGGUAACAACCAUGUUGAUUGAUUCAGAACAAAAUAAUCAUCAUCCUAAUACUACUGUUGAAUUUAUCAGUAAUGAUACUAAUGAUAGUAAUAAGGAUUUAAUUGAUAUAAAAUCAACUCUUCAUAGAGUGAAACAGAUGGAUCACUUAGAAAUUGUUGAGUUUACUAAUCAAAAUACUAAUGACGAAUCCCAGUUUACCAAUGAUGAUAAUAAUAAAUAUAAUAAAUCGAAAUUUCUCACUACUACUACUUCUAUGAACAAUAACGAUUCUGUAUCAAUUGUUCACCAUACCAUAACAAAUGAAAUAGAAAAGUCAGUUGAACAAGCGGAUAACCAAAUUUCAAAGACAACAGUACCGAGCGGUUUUCAUCCGUCUUCUCAACAACAACACCAGAAUACAUUAAAUACUCAUCAUGAUCAUCAUCAAAAAGAUUCAUCUAGCUGGAACAAUAAGGUUAAAUAUUUUGAACAUGAAGAUAACCAGAAUAAUGAAAUUAUGUCAACCGCUUCUCAUAUGAAACAAUCGAAUCAAAUAAAACUAGAGAGUAAACUGAACAUUAAUUUGAAUAAUGUCAGUCAAGAAAAAAUCUGUCAUGAGAACAGUGAUGAUAACGAUGAUGAUGAUGUUGGUGAUGACGAUGAUUCGACAGACAAUUCUGAAACAGACGAUGACGAUGAUGAUGAUGAUAUUGAUGUUGACGAAGAUGAUGAUGAUGAGGAGGAGGACGGUGAUGGUGGUGAUGACGAAGAGGAAGAAGACAAUAGGGCGGAACAAUACAAGUGUAAUAAAACUACUUUAAAUGUUCCUAAUACCAUCGGUUCAACAACAAAAGUUAUGAAUACAACAAUAAGUCCCACGAUUACUACUACUACUACUACUACUAUUGAUAAUUGUUCUGCUCAAUUAUCUUUGCAUUCAACGGAAAAUUGUCAUGAAUCUAAAAAAGUUGAAAAUAAACCAUCCAUAGGAAUUGUUGACAAUAGAACUAACCUUUGUACUGGUAUUAGUAAUAGUAAAUUGAUGAAUAAAAAGCAUGAUAAACAACUUUCUCAUAGUAUGUCCUGUUCAGAAUUAUAUACACAUACAAAUUGUAAUGAUCAACAUGAUUCACAACCACCAAUUACACGUCAACAACAACAAAAACAUCAACAACCCCACUCGAAAUUAACACAUGAACAAAUAAACAUGAACACAUAUGAUGAGAAUAAUACGACUAAUCAAUGUCAACACUUACCACUGGGAGUAGUAGUAGAACAUCAACAAACACUAUUAAACUUGAAAAAUAAUAAUCAUGACAGUACCGUAACUACUGAAAAGGAAUCAUUAAUCAAAAUAACAGAAUCUUCUAAAUUAUUGAAUAUGACAUGUAAAGGUAUAGUACUAAGUGAAACUAAUGAUCAAACACGGAAACAAUCACAUGUUCAUGUACAAAAUAAUGAAUUAAAACAACAUGAUAUAGAGAAUAGUGUAGUAGUUUCUGCAAUAAAUUGUAAAUUAAACAAUGACCUACCAUCAGUGAAACAAACUGAAGUUUCUAAAAAUCCUGGAAAUUCACGUAUUUCCACUCCAAUGAAACCUCGUCAACCAACGAUGCAUACACAGUAUCCACAUGGUUAUGAAAAGUUGUACCUGUUACCGAAUAGUGGUGAUAUUCAGAAAGUGACUGGAGCUUGUCGGCAUCGAGUUACUAACAACCACUACAGCAAUAAAUCAGCAACAGUAAUCCAACAACUAGGGGGGCCGAUAACAACUGCAGUUCCAUCCGCACAGACCAAACCUAUCAAACAGUAUUUUGACUAUAAAACUUGUACAAAAUUACCAAAUGCGAAUGAUCAUUAUAACAAUAGAGUUAUUCUACCAAAUAAUGUUAAUUAUCAAAAUGAACAUUACCCGGAUCCAAAUAAAUCUCAGUUGAAUUAUUAUUCCGAUACGUUAUUAUUACCACCACCAUCAUCUAACCAACGAAUCAAUACAUCGUCAUCUACGCUACCAGCAUUGUCUCAUUGUCAACAGUCAAUAACUAAUCAAUUCGUCAGUUCCACGGUGUCGACGGCUUCUACUACGGCUGCCACUACUACUACCACAACGACUGCUACAGUUUUUUCUGGAUCAGUGAUAGGUGGAAGUGGUCCAUCGUCAUUUUUCACUAGUCAAAUGACUGCAUUCAAAAUCUGGUUACAAACGGCUGAUGAACGACGUCCUGUAGCUACGCAAUUACCAAUUUUAUUACAGAUUUUACUAAGUCAAAGUCAUCGAAUACGUGCAAUGCAAUUACUCAGUGAAUUUCUUGACUUAGGACCAUGGGCAGUAGCGCAUUGUUUAACAGUUGGAAUAUUUCCUUAUAUUGUUCGUUUAUUUCAUUCACCAGUUUCAGAAGUGAAACCAUAUUUGGUAUUUAUUUGGGGUAAAAUUAUUGCCAGUGCACAAACUGAAUUCGGUCGAAAUGAUUCAGUUCGUGAUUUCGGUUAUAAAUAUUUCAUUGCUUGUUUAAGUGAUACUGAAAAUCUUUCUCCUCUUACUAGAACAAUCACAGCAUUUGCAUUGGCUAAAAUGUUAGAAAAAGAUGAAUCUGAAGAGCCUGAUCCAUUUUUUCAAGAUGUUUAUUUAAAACAAAAUUUCUUACCCAUUGUACAAACACAAUUAUUUGAUAAUAAUCCAACAGAAAAUGAAGAAAUGCUUAUACGUAUGAGAUUAUGGCUUAUUCUUGCAUUGGCUAAAUUAUGGUGUAAAAAUGAUGAAGCUCGAUGGUUUGGUAUACGACAUAAUUUACCAGAAGUACUUCUGGCUUAUUUAAAUGAUAUUUCACCGGAAGUUCGAGCAGCUACAGUUUAUGCUCUUGGCAAUCUCAUUGAAAAUCAAACUACUGAUUCAUCGAAACAAAAUCAUGCAGAUCAAAUAAGUCAUGAAAUUGGUGGUCAAUUAGUCAAGUAUUCAUCACGUGAUGCUUGUCCAUUAGUACGUUGUAUGGUUGUUGAAGCAUUUCGUGGUUUAGUUAAACAAUUUGAAGCACAAUUAUGCGCUAUUGGUAUACAAUAUAUACAAGAAAUAUAUAAUAAACAAUCUCAACAAAAAUCACAUCAAAAUUGUACAAAAUUAUCAUUACAUUCAAUAACAUCAUUCUCUUCAAAAAGACCUAUGCGUCAUAGUACAAUAAGUGUAAUUACUCCACCAGGAGGUGCGGGGAACGGUGGAGGCAGAGGUCUACACAGAUCUCGUCAGUCAGAGUUAACAUCUAAUCAUAUCAAUCUACAUAGUGGUUGGUUUUUAACAAAAUCAUCAAAUCGAGAAGUUGAUCAACAGCAUAACUACAAUUAUUAUUAUUAUAAUUCUCAUCAUAAAUCUCAUUUAAUCAAUACACAACCACAAGCUUCGCCAAUUCUACGUAAAUCUGUUUUCAAUCCUGGUUCAGUGUUUUUCACUGGUAGUGGUAAUACACCUAGUACAAAUAUCUACGUUCAAUUUUGGCUUACAUUAAUUCAAUUAGCUCAAGAUCCUUAUCCAGAAGUUUCUCGUCUAGCUACAAUUUUAAUACAAUAUCUGUAUGGAAAGAUUCGUGAAAAGGCUGAAUUUCAAGCUAUUUGUUACAAUUCACCUAAUAAUGAUGAUACAAAUGAUAAAUGUAUAACAUAUGAGGAUACAGCUUUAAUCUCAUCAUUGAAUACAUCAUUCACAAGUAGUAAUACAUCUACUGACAAUGCAUCAAAUACUGUAAACGAAUUGAAUUCUACACAUGAUAACAACAAUUCAAUCCGUUCAGAAAAUGCUUCUAUUAAAGAAUUAAGUUCUAAUUGUAUUACACCAAUUACUACUACUUCUGCAUUACAAGUGACCACUACAAAUUCCUCUUCUAGUUCCCUUAUUCAUUCUGCACAAUUCCCAGGUCGACGACAUCAACAAACUGAUCAACGGUUACGUGUAUCUAUCACAAAUUCUCCACAAUUCCCUAAUACAAUAAUCUCUAAUAACACUGUAACAUCUGGAUUUCCGGCCACUACUACUAUUAGUAGUGGUAGUAAUAGUAAUUACCCGUCAUCCCUAGAUACUGUACAUACACAGUUUUUUGCUUGGUCUUGUCGGUGGUUUACUCGUCCACUUUUAUCUAAAUAUGGGCAAUUGAAAAAUGGACAAUCAAAAAGUCAAACUACCUCAAAAAGCUCCUUCGAUUAUGAACCAGUCUCAUUGGGUACAAUCUCUAUUGAUCCAAAAGCAGUCGCUUAUACAGAUCGUGUGAAUCGUUUAAAAAAACAACGAAAAAUAUCUCAUCUAGGACGUUUACAAUGGGAACGUGUUGCUGGACAAAUUUCACAUCCAAUAGUUACAUCUUCUUCAAAUACUAACACUACAACAACUACAAUCAGUCGAAAUAUUUCAUUUUGUAUUUCAACAUCUACCAAUACUACUAAUAAUAUUAGUAGUAGUAGUAGUGUUGGUAGUAGUAACAUGAGUAGAAGUCGUAUUAGUCUUCGUAGCAAUGACAGUGGUGAUAAUAAUAUAAAUAAUUCCUUAGAUGAUUAUUGUUUACAUCCUAUAGCUUUUUAUAAUCAUCAUGGCAAUAAUAAUAGUAAUGAUAAUAUUUGUUCUAUAUCAAGUCAAGUGAAAUUUCAUCCAUAUCAACCUCAUUUAGUGAUGAUUAAUUCAGAACGUAAAGGUCUUACAAUACAUUCAACCAAAAAUCUAAAACUUUUACAUUCAAUUAAUACAUUCACUACAAAAUCAUCAUUAUUCCCUGAUUUUCCUUCAACUAUAGAUGGAUAUUCACGUGUUGGAUACGUCACUGAUAUUGAAUUUAUAAAUGCAGAUGAGGAGGAAAGUUUGUUGCUAACUGCAACAGAUGACGGUUACAUUCGUAUAUGGCGUAAUUAUACACAUCAUCUUGGUCAAGAUCCUGAAAUCCUAACUGCUUGGAAUGGUAUAACAGAUUUAUAUCAAACUGAUUAUCCAGUUGGUGUUGUUGUUCAUUGGAGUCAACAAGCAAAUCAACUUAUUGUAUCCGGUGAUACACGUAUUAUACGUAUAUGGGAUUGUUUAUGUGAAUCAAAACUAAGAGAUAUUAAUACAGGAUCAGAUACAUCAGUUACAUGUUUAACAAAAAGUAUAGAUAAUCAUUUAUUGGCUGCUGGAUUCAAUGAUGGUGGUAUACGUGUUUGGGAUAUACGUGUACCAUCUUUGAAUCAUAUUAGUUGUAAUAAUAUUAGUAGUAGUGGUAGUAAUAAUAGUUGUAGUAGCAAUGAUAAUCUUAUUUUCAACAGUCAAGCUGAUACUGCUAGAAUUUUCAAAGUUGUCUUUUCAUCAACUAAUCGAUUAUAUGCUGUUGGUGCUAUGGGUGGAAUUGGUGCUUGGCAAUUAUCAUUUCCAACUGAGAAUAAUAACAUUACUCCUACAACAAUUACUUCAAAUACUUCACUUCUAUCAAAUUCAUUGAAUUCUAAUAAUAAUGACAACAGUACUCGUAACGAUCAUAUCAAUUUAUCAAAUCAUCCACGUAGAUAUAUAUCCACAGUGGUAAGAUCAUCUACAAAUAAUCCUAUUAAUAAUUCUUCAACAACUCGGCGAUUUCGACGUUUACCUUGUCCACCACGCUUAUCAUUACCAAUGAAUUCAUCGGUUAACUGUGCUGAUUUAUUGGUUAAUCUAUCAUCACCGCAUGCACAUCUUGCAUUGGCUGGAAUUCGUGGUCAAUCAAGUAUUUCAUUACAUCGUAUUCAAGAUGGUAGUUUACAUUCUUCUAUCAAAAAUUUUAAUAUUACUAACAAUAAUAAUUUUAGUCGUGAACAAUUUGGAACUCCCACUUGUUGCGCUUUUCAUCCAAACGAGCCAUUAAUUGCAGCCGGUUUCCACGAUCAAUCACUUGUUCUUUUAAAUGUUCAAAAUAAAUCUAUAAACAAAGAAGUAUAA